Mesocestoides corti is the source of this 1608-nucleotide messenger RNA. The record is from the annotation of a GenBank genome assembly. NCBI's taxonomy places the organism in Eukaryota, Metazoa, Platyhelminthes, Cestoda, Cyclophyllidea, Mesocestoididae.
AUGGAUGAGUUUGAAGUCGUAGCUCAAAUUCCAGAACCGCCCACUUUUUUAUGUGAUGAAGUAGUACGCUGUGAAGUAGUCGUGACACGUGCAAAUACCCAAACCAAAUGGUAUGUAAAUUGGGACAUAAGAAGCGUUGAAGGGAUUUUAGUGGGUCAAUAUCGUCUGAACACGGUUGCCAUCGCGCAAAAUUUACAAAGUCAUCAUGAAUUCGCUCAGAUUGUGCCCCGAAAGCUGCCCGGUGGCGAUUACAGACUUGGUAUGCGCUCCUGUUUGCGAAGCUACUUUAUUACUUUAGAUAGUGUAUUUGAUGCUGGGCUUGAUCCACAGAGUCGUGUUUCUUGGAUUGGUCACCUAAAAUCCGGCACGCAAUUUCCCUUCUUCGCAAUUGAUGAGAAGUCCUGCACAAAGAUAACUCUCAGGGCUCGCCUACCGGAGCAUCUACCACCCAGCUACCGUGGAAACAUUAUUCGGUUUGCCUAUAAGGCUUUGAUUCAAGUUCAAGUUGGUAACAUAUCACCACGACUACUACACCUGCCUUUUCGGGUUCUGCCUUCGGUUCGCGCUUAUUAUCACUCUAGCCCAUCCUUGUCAGCGGUCUCUUCAACAAUUUCUGUUACAUUGCCUGUGUUAAUGGGCAGCGAUUAUCAUGGGAGCUUGAUUACAUCGGAUCGUGAUUCCAAUCCUUUCCGAAAUGAUUCCACCGGACAGUUUGGAUGUGGCACUAGCCCCCUCGGUGAUGGAUGCCUAUCGCGUGAAGAGCUUCAUCCGGCUGUUUUCGAUAGGCUUUCCCAAUUAUUAACCGAGGCUCAAAUGUCCUAUUCGAACCGUUCACAUGGUACAAAAAAGGCCAGAGGUAGGAAAAAACGCAUCCGAAAGGAAUCCCCUUCACGGUUACCAUCAGCCAUGUUUGCUGAAAUGGUUUCAUCCAGCUCCGUUGCAACAUUUGUGAUUUCGGGUCCGAAUGGCCAUAUUUGCCGCAUCGGGUUUUUCAAAACAGCUGCGCGACUAGGCGACUCAUUGCGGGGCUUCCUAGACUUUCAAGCAGCUGCGGUUCCCUGUUUUGAGUGCGUUAUUCGCGCAACUACAAACGAAUACUUCGAUCUCUCUUUCCAGCAAGAAAACACAUUGGAGAAGGAUCUCUUAUUUUUCACUACUCCCAUUGAAGUACCUCGAGAUUCUAGAGAAAAAGCUCCCACAUUGCUGGAAAACACCUGGCAAACGGUGUGGUUUGAGACACGGCUGAUGUGUUCCAACACUAGGUUUUUGCCAUUCUCCAUCCCUAUUUUACUGAAUGCUCCGCCAGAGUUUAUGAUUACUAGCAACUUUUUUACAUGUCCAUUCCGAGUGCAAUGGUGUUUAAGAUUUGAAUUUGCCGUCGCAAAAACACUACCCGGACGUAGAUCCCGAUCAUCGUUAGAACCUAAGUUGUUCAACUUGUUCCUCCAGGAGCCUUCAACUACUAAGUUUCCAGACUACACACCAUCAAUUAAUUGUGACAGACAAAUAUUUCCUUGGGAACUCCCUAUUUCUAUCGUUCCGAACGGCCCGGGAGCUUUCAUUUUCCCCAAUGAGUCGCGAUCCAUUUGUACUGUUUCUCUUGGAUAA